Oncorhynchus gorbuscha (pink salmon) is the source of this 4951-nucleotide messenger RNA. RefSeq names its product brain-specific angiogenesis inhibitor 1-associated protein 2-like protein 1. Bases 474 to 1928 code for a protein of 484 amino acids. Gene Ontology annotation, molecular function: protein binding. Gene Ontology annotation, biological process: actin crosslink formation; plasma membrane organization; positive regulation of actin filament polymerization. The transcript is spliced from 14 exons. The record is from RefSeq and is a predicted model, not a curated record. Gene Ontology annotation, cellular component: nucleoplasm; cytosol. NCBI's taxonomy places the organism in Eukaryota, Metazoa, Chordata, Actinopteri, Salmoniformes, Salmonidae.
UAAACCACAGCACCGAAAGUGCUUGACUCAUAAAUAUCCUAUUAAAUUACUAUAGGGACGAUGUGAUCAUAAUCCCUCAAAGUUAUAGAAUAGGACUAAAUGGCAGCCGUCUUUGGUCAGGGAGAAUUAUCAUUAUAAUUAUAAUUCCUAAUUAUAUGGUUUAACUAAAGCAGUGACGACUCGGAUACCACGGUUUCUACCUCCCGCCCCGCGGACACACCGUGAGUUUGACUGUCUCGCUGCCAGCGCAGCGGUGAAUGCCGGUUUGUUUGUCCACCAGCGAACAGUUGCGUUUCGGCUCUACGUGUACAUGCAAGGUGUGACAAAUGCCAUCAAGCGUAAACUACUCCUGGAACAAUUAAACAGCCCACCCUUGGAUUUGAAAGGAAUUCUAUAGACUUCGAGUGAUUGGCUUUGGUUUUUGGCUUGUUUCUGUUGUUCCAUCUUGUAGAGACUGAGAAAUAACUGCCAACAUGUCUAGGGAUCAUGACAAUGUGAAUAAGCUGACCGAAAGUACAUACAAGAAUGUGAUGGAGCAGUUGAAUCCAGGACUGAGGAACCUUGUCAAUCUGGGGAAGAACUAUGAGAAAUCUGUAGCCGUGAUGACUCUUGCUGGGAAGGCGUACUUUGAUGCUGUGUCAAAGAUAGGAGAGACUGCUUCCGUGUCCCCUGUCUCCAGAGAAUUAGGUGUGGUUCUGAUGGAAAUCGCUGAGGUGCACAAGAAGGUUCACCUGGAGCUGGAGGAGAAUUUCAAGCAGUUCCACAAAGAAAUCAUUUCUGAGCUGGAGAGGAAAACAGAGAUGGAUGUCAAAUAUAUGACUGCAACAUUCAAGCGGUACCAGUCAGAGCACAAAAUGAAGCAGGACUCUCUGGAGCGCUCUCAGACGGACCUGAAGAAGUUGCGGAGAAAGACCCAGGGAAAACAAGCCACCAAGUAUGAGAAGAAGGAGAACGAGUACAUAGAGACCAUCUCGUCUCGGCAGAGUGACAUGCAGAAGUUCAUCGCUGACGGCUGCAGAGAGGCCCUCUUGGAGGAGAAGAGACGAUUCUGCUUCCUGGUCGACAAACACUGCACGUUCUCUUACCAUGUCAACACCUUCCACGAGAAGGCCAAAGAGCUGCUGGCAGUGAAGCUGCCCAGCUGGCAGGAUAAAUGCAAAGAUGCCACCAAGGUCCCCGACACAGUAUUGACCAUGCUAGAGGGGCUCCGCACCCCCGUGUCUGGGACCCCAGAAGCCUCGCCUCUCGUCGAACGCUACAACAGGAACAACAGGGACUCGAUGGUUCCUCCACCAGCCCCCCAGCUGAAGGCCCAGAUCAGUCCACUGGCUAAUAUGUUCAACCAGGACGUCCCCCAAGCCUCCUUCACAUCCACAUCUACAUCAGACCACAACUCAGGCCAGAGCAGUAUGGAGAACAGUGGAAGCCUGUCUCUAUCCCGGUCAGUGUCGAUAGGUUCUAGGCUGAAGCUACGGGUCAGGACCAUCUUCCCCCACACGGCCGGCAACAACGACACACUCCUGUCCUUUGAUGAUGGUGACAUCAUCAUACUGCUCAUCAAGGAGGAGAAGGACGGAUGGCUAUACGGAGAGCUGGAGAAGACCCGGCAGCGGGGCUGGUUUCCCUCAUCUUACUGCCGACCUUACAAUGAACCACUGAUCUCAAACAGUUUGGGGACACCGGUGCGUCGUCUGAGUGUGGCCAGUCUUCCGGAACAGGAAGAGGAGGAGCCUGUUUUGCUGCCGCCGCCAGACUACAGCGACAGGACAGGGAACAGCCUGGUCAGCGCCUCCACACCCUCACCCAAAAACACGAGCUCUCUACCCAAUGAGGUUGGAAAGGUUCCCUUUCUGGGAGGUGGGAAUCCCUUUGCCACUGUCAAACUGAGACCUACAGUGACCAACGACAGAUCAGCACCCAACGUCUAAUAACCAGAGCUCAUCCAGACAGAGGAAUGAUAAAGCACCACCAACACUCUAGAAUUACAGUCCAACAAUAUGUCCACAAAGCAUGGAUUCUACUCAGCUUCAGCAAACCAGCUCCAUUGUACCCGAGCCAGCUCCGUUGUAGCUAGCUCCGUUGUAGCCAGCGCCGUUGUAGCCAGCUCCGUUGUAACUAGCUCCGUUGUAGCCAGCUCCGUUGUAGCCAGCGCCGUUGUUACUAGCUCCAUUGUAGCCAGCUCCGUUGUAGCCAGCGCCGUUGUUACUAGCUCCGUUGUAGCCAGCACCAUUGUAGCCAUCUCCGUUGUAACUAGCUCCGUUGUAGCCAGCACCAUUGUAGCCAUCUCCGUUGUAGCCAUCUCCGUUGUAACUAGCUCCGUUGUAGCCAGCACCAUUGUAGCCAGCACCGUUGUAGCCAGCUCCGCUGUUGCCAGCUCCGUUGUAACUAGCUCCGUUGUAGCCAGCACCAUUGUGGCCAGCUCCGUUGUAACUAGCUCCAUUGUAACUAGCUCCGUUGUAGCCAGCUCCGUUGUAGCCAGCUCCGUUGUAGCCAGCUCUGCUGUAGCCAGCUCCGUUGUAGCCAGGUCCGUUGUAAAACAGAGUAGUGAAGUGACAAUGAUUAUGGGCAGUGCUGAAACAUAAUAAAAUCCAGGCUACCUUCCUCACUCUUUUGCGUUCAGAUUGCUUUUUACAUAAAUAUAUAUACAGUCGCUAGUGAAAGUCUACACACCCUUUGCAGAGUCUUCAAAGUUUGUUGCCUUAAAAUGUAAUCUACAGAGGGAAUAAAUUUAUUUUUUCUACUGACCUACACAACCUACUUCACAUUUUCAGACUGAAAGAUAAAUUAUACAACACCCCAGAGUUAAUACUGGGUGGAAGCACCUUUGGCAGCCAUUACAGCUGGGAAUCAUUUGUUGUACUAUUAGGGCAACAUUUAUCCAUUGUUUUGGCAAAAUUGCUCAAGCUCAUUACAUUUAGUUGGGAAUCAUUGAUGGACACCAAUAUUCGAACCGUGUCUCUGAUUUUCAAGCAAAGUUAGUCAGGACUGAGAGUGGACUACUGAGGAACAUUCAACACCUGUUGGAAAACAUUUUGGAGUCUUCAGCAUUAACAUUUGUGUAAUUGUCCCGCAAAAACAUCUAUCCCAGGGUUAGGUUUUCAGAAGACUGAGGCAGGGUUUUCUCUAACUUCUUACCUGGACUUUGCUCCUUUCAUAUUUAUUUUUGAUCAUGACAAACUCCCCAGUCCCUGCCGUUGACAAGCAUACCUAUAACAUGAGUUAUUAUAUGAUCAUUUACUGCUCUUGAGCAAUUUUGACAGAAACGAUGGAUAUAUAUUUCCCUAAGAGUUGUCGAGAGUUGGAAUUUUAUUCCAAAUGAUUCACAGCUGUAAUGGCUGCCAACAGUGUUUCCACCAAGUAUUAACUCUGGGAUGUGAAGUCAUACUCAAUCAAGACUUCUUUUUUUUCAUUUUGAACAUUUUCUGUCAUUUAUUUCACUGAAAAUGUGGAUUAGGUUGUGUACAUCGGUAGGAAGGCAAAAUUAUUAUUAGUUUAUUUUUGUAAUAUUUGGGGUGUGUUUACCUUCUCUAUGCACUGUAUUUUGUCUGUAGACCUUCUCUAGGCACUGUAUUCUAUCUGUAGACCUUCUCUAGGCACUGUAUUCUGUCUGUAGACCUUCUCUAGACACUGUAUUCUGUCUGUAGACCUUCUCUAGGCACUGUAUUCUGUCUGUAGACCUUCUCUAGACACUGUAUUCUGUCCGUAGACCUUCUCUAGGCACUGUAUUCUGUCUGUAGACCUUCUCUAGACACUGUAUUCUGUCUGUAGACCUUCUCUAGGCACUGUAUUCUGCCUGUAGACCUUCUCUAGACACUGUAUUCUGUCUGUAGACCUUCUCUAGGCACUGUAUUCUGUCUGUAGUAGUUGUAGGAAUGAGGCACAGGGACACUAGUUGGGAAAGAAGUGCUACAUUUUUUGCCAUAUUUAUUUUUUCAUUAUGACGUAACCAUUUUUCAAUGGGGAGGCUACUAUUUAUGCGUACGUUUUAAACAAAUUAGAGAUGUGUCAUUUUUUUUUAUUCAUUUCAUCAUAAAGAAGUCUACUCAGCCCCCACUAAGUGUAUUGAGUGUAAACAAUGAGAGUUUAUGGAAGAAUGAAUAUAGCUCAUGUAAGUUAUGUUUAAAAUGAAAAUAAUUGAUUUUUGAUUAGCCAUAGACAACUAAAUGAAUGUAUGCUGAAUGGGGAAUGGAUUGACAUAUGGACUCUGCUAUGCUAUUUCUUCAUAGUUUUAAAAGUAUUUUUUUUCAUACUUGUUUAAUAAAGGUUCAUGAUGUUUAUUGUUUAAAGGUUCAUGAUGUUUAUAAAGUUGUAAGGAGACAAUUUAUCUUUGUUUUUUUCAUGGUAAGCUGAAGACUGUGUUUUACAAAUACACAAUUGUUGUAAAUCACAAUAACAUUGUUAUUGGUAGAAAUACCGUAUGAACCAUGCAGUAUAUCGAAAGAGUAUAUAGGUUUUUCUCUUCCUUCAGUGUAGAGGAAUUCAUGAUACACACUGCUGUCCAUGAUAAUUGAUGAUUCCCAAAUAAGUUUAUGGUUCUUCUUCUAUCUCUGUUCAUAUACUGAUGUGUAUUCUGUCAUUCUCUAAAGGUGACAAGGAAAAUGCUUUACCAUGGUGUUCUGUAGACUAAAGUUAUGUUAUCUCACAGUAAAACAGGAUAAACCUUAACAUGGUCCAAAUUCAUGUACUGUCUUUGCAAUUUACUGCCAUAACCUACUGAAUAUCUGUAUGAAGACUGUAUAACUGACAAUGUUGUAUGUCCCUUAAUACAUGAGAUGAAAUUGAGAAUUUGGUUGUCUUUUAAUUGAAUGAGUCGUUUUUAUUUUAUAUUGAACGAAUGAGUAGGUUACCAUUCUUUCCUGCCCCAUAGUAAAUAGCUUUAAGUUAUGUUAAUUUGAUUGCCAUAAACACUCACGUUAAUUUCUAAAUAAAGAUGUCUAUGUUUACCACUAGA